This is a messenger RNA of Misgurnus anguillicaudatus (oriental weatherfish), 1666 nucleotides long. Lineage: Eukaryota; Metazoa; Chordata; Actinopteri; Cypriniformes; Cobitidae. The record is from RefSeq and is a predicted model, not a curated record.
CCUGAGGCCUGUAGACACGCCCACAGUAAUGGUACACAGCAUUAACAAGCAUACAUAUAGCAGGACUGUAUGCUGACCAAGAGGAGUCACAAGUGUUAAUUACUUUUCGAAGGACACAGUAGUAUCUAUCUAUAAUCGAAAUGGAAACGCUUAACACGAGCAGGCCAACCAAUGACAGCCGUCAGUACCCCUGUCUUCACAAUGAGAACUUUAAGUACAUACUUCUUCCGGUGAGUUACUCUCUGGUGUUUGUGGUGGGUCUGGCUCUGAACAUCACCGCCAUGUAUUUCAUCCUGUUUCGAACCAAACGCUGGAAGCCCACCACCAUCUACAUGAUCAACCUCACAAUUUGUGACACCCUUUACAUCUUUACUCUCCCGUUUCUCAUCUUUUACUACGCCGAUGGGAAUACCUGGCCGUUCGGUGAGCUCAUGUGUAAACUCAUUCGUUUUCUCUUCUACACAAACCUCUAUGGAAGCAUUCUCUUCCUCAGCUGCAUCAGUAUGCACAGGUUUUUGGGCGUGUGCCACCCGGUGCGCUCUUUGUCAUGGAUGAGCGCUCGCCGAGCACGUUUAGUCUCUGUGUGUAUUUGGCUGACCGUGCUCAUCUUCCAGUCACCGAUCCUCUAUUUCUCCAGGUUGACAGAUGGUGAUAGUAAUAUAAAGGCAUGUCAUGACACCACCAGCAAGGCACUCUUCAAUAACUUUAUGGUUUACACCUCGGUGGUUAUGGUCUUGCUUUUCGUCCUACCGUUUGGGGUGGUGCUGGUCUGUAAUGGUCUAAUAGUGAGGAAACUUCAACAGCCUGGAGUAGGUGGAGGACCAUCGCCAGAGCGUUCCAAGCAGAAAUCUGUGAAGAUGAUCAUUAUCGUCCUUCUCGCCUUCAUGUUAUGUUUCCUGCCAUUCCACUUGAAUCGUAGUAUAUAUUAUGGAUUUCGCUAUCUGCAGGUGCCCUGCAAGAUACAAGAGCGAGCCAAUAUGGCUUACAAGGUCACGCGACCUUUGGCCAGUGCCAACAGCUGUGUCGAUCCAAUCCUUUAUUUUAUGGCAGGACAAGGUUUUAGGAACAGCAUCAGUAAGAAGUCAGUAUCAAACCAAAGGUCUGUAUAUGUCAAAUCUCCCUCAACCACACUAUGUUGAAGUUGUGCAUGAACAGUGAUGAUCUAAGACUGGAUAUUGUUUGGAAGAAGUAACAUCGUCUGUCUUAACAAGACAAAAAAUCUGACAGAUUGACAAUUGAGACACUGCUGGUUUGGAUCAUCUGACUUCACGUGGAACUUCGGUUGAUUGUAAAUUAGAUUUAUAUAUAUUUCUGUUUGGUUGCACUUUAUGAUAUAGGAAAACAUUUUUUUUUUUUUGCAUCAAAUGGUAAAUGAAAUAUUAAUCACAAAACUAGUCCCGAGUUGCAUGGGUAUAUUUGUAGCAAUACAUUGUAUGGGUUAAAAUUAUUUUUCUUUUAUGCCAAAAAUCAUAAGGAUGUUAUAUAAAGAUCAUGUACCAUGAAGAUAUUUGUAGAUUUCCUAUUAUACAUAUAUCAAAACUUUAUUUUUGUGAAUUGAUGCAGUGAUACAGACUUCAUUUAAACAACUUUUGUUUUCUCAAUAUUUCAAUUUUUGCUCCCUAAGACAUUCAAAUAGUUGUAUCUCAACAAAUAUUGUACUAUCCUA